Knipowitschia caucasica is the source of this 306-nucleotide messenger RNA. The record is from the annotation of a GenBank genome assembly. NCBI's taxonomy places the organism in Eukaryota, Metazoa, Chordata, Actinopteri, Gobiiformes, Gobiidae.
AUGAGAACAAGAACAAGCAUCUCCUCAAACUACUUUUUCUGGUACAGACAGAAAGAUGGUGAUUCUCCAAAGUACAUGAUGGUGUUAAUAAGAGGAGUUGGCAGUUUCCACUCCACAAAGUUUGAUGAAUCCAAGUUUGGUGCUGAGCUCGUGGGGAACUCUUUGUCUCUGAAGAUGGAGGCUGUGGAUGUGACUGACUCUGCUGUGUACUACUGUGCUCUGCGGCCCACACUGACAGGAAACACCAACACUCUGAACAAAAACCUCUGCAGCAAAGACAAUACAAUAGUGCAGUGUCUCCACUAG